This is a messenger RNA of Gryllus bimaculatus (two-spotted cricket), 4481 nucleotides long. The record is from the annotation of a GenBank genome assembly. Lineage: Eukaryota; Metazoa; Arthropoda; Insecta; Orthoptera; Gryllidae.
GAAGGAAGUAGUAGCAACUACGAAUAUGAUCGGGCAAAACAUAUUAUAAACUGUACAAGAGCACAAGUCACUGGAGACAUGCAGUCAACAACGAAAACAAUGAGACAAAUGAAGAAUAAGGGAUGGCAUGACCCCGUGCUAGGAAAAUUCAGAGAGGAUCUCCAGGGGUCGCACGCUUUGACAUAGCAAAUUACUGCUACUUAGGCUUUCCCAUUGUGAAGGUGGUUGUUUUUCCUAGUUUCGGUGUGGACGGCUAACGGUUGACGCGCAUUUGUGUUUUGUUUUACUUUGUGUUUAUUUAUAUAGCUUUCAAGGUGAUGAAAUAUAUUCUCCUCAAUAUAUUUCACCAUUUCAAAACCAUAUAAACACGCUACCCGUAGUGAAAAGUGGUAGCUCGAACUUUGAAUUCCAGCGCCUCUGGUGGCUUUCAGCAAACAACUUUUGGGGCAAAAAUCCAUUGUCUGUGGGUUUAAGGCCAAUUUAGGGAAUAUAAUUUACUGUGUUACAAUUUUAAUGCCAAUACCUCUUUGAGAAGUUAAUGUUAUUGUGCCUGAACGUCUUCUUCAUCAACAAACAUGCAUUUUAAGUAAAAACGUAUUGCACAAGUUGUGGGAAUCUUCUUGUUCCAUGUAUUUCCUGUUGAUCAGCCAAUCAGAGGCGCUGGUGCCAACUUCCUCUUCGAGUCCUGCGUUGUGUGUGUGUCCUUCAUGCUGGAAUAAAUGGCGGCGGACGAGAGGUGGUAUUUUACGAAAGAACAGCUAGCAAAUACACCAAGCAGAAGAUGUGGAUACGAUGUGGAAAAAGAACUAUCAUAUCGACAACAUUGUGCGAACUUUAUUCAAGAUAUGGGACAGAGGUUAUUAGCUUAUCUUGAACAGGCUCAGGAUUUGGUUUUCAAUGAGAAUGUACUUCUCCAGACAUUGGGUUUUGACGUUGCCAUUGAUCAUCCUCAUACUCAUGUUGUUCGUUGUUGUCAUCUUGUGAGAGAAUUCCUUGUCAUCUUUGAUAAGUGUCCCACAAAGUUAAAGCAUAAAAUCAAAAGUAUCAGUGCUACACAAAAUACCUCAGUUCCCCCUUCAGUAUCUGGAAGUCCAUUUGACUCGGAGCCACGCAGAGUGCGACCACCUGGUAGUGAAGCAGCUUCCUCCUGCACAAGUGGAUCUCAAGAUUCUGGACUGUUUAGUAGAGCUUCCACCUCUACAGCAACUGUGGGUUCCGGUAUCCCACAAGAUGUUUCUGCUGGGAGCUCUUGGAUGUCGCAACACAUUCCUUCUAGUUCCUUGCCCCCAUUGCCAAGAGACCAAGUUCCUGCCUCCCAACCUCCACCUCCUCCUCCACCUUUGAGCAGUGCAACUAACUAUAGAGACUACCGUGAAAAGAAAGAACGAGAACGGCAGGAACGUGAGAAACUUGCUCAGUCAGCUAGCGGCACAGUGUCAUCUUCAAGGGAUGGACAUCACCAUCAUCAUCACCACCAUCAUGGAGUACCUCCUGCCACGUCAUCGUCAUCAUCAUCAUCUCAUCACAAACCAUCGUCAUCUUCAAGUACACCUCAUGGAAAACCACCUCCAUUACCUCAGCCUUCAACUUCUACACUACAUUCUCAGCAAUCUUCAUCUGCUUCAAGUUCCUCAAGACCUCCACCUGGUGUUACUGCUGCACGGGAUGCAGCUAGGCGUGAAGCAGCUCAUGCUCGUGAUGCCAACAGGAGGCGGGCUGCUGAUCCAUAUUACCGAUCAACACAUGAAUCUGAAGCAUCAUUUGAUCCACAAUUAAACCACUGGUCGCACACACCAGAAGACACAGCCAACGAUCCACGCCACAGAGAUAAAGAACGCCAUUCUGUGUCACGAUUGCCACCUCCACCUCCACCUCCACCUUUACCACCUCCUCCACCUCCCCCACCCCCACAGCCUGCAGGCAGGACCAAAGAAAAUCCACCCCAGGUGACAGGAGGCCUACCAGAUUUGGGAACCACAAUUAAAAUGGAACCAUCAGACCCUGUUAAACACAUUAAGGUGGAUCCAUAUCCAGUAAAAGUGGAACCUGACACUAAACAACAUAAAGUUGACUCUAACAGCACUGCGCCCUAUGGCCAUGUUGUCAUAAAACAAGAAAAUUCUGAUGUGAAACAUGUUGAUAAAAACUAUAAUAGUAGCAGUAAUGUUAGUAGUAGCAGUGGAAAUAUCAGCAGCAGUAGUGGUGGUGGAAGUAGCAGUAGUAGUAGUAGUAGUAGUAGUAGGCAUAGACAAAGGCCAACAGAUACCUUCAGUGAAGGUUCUUCUAGGUAUGAUGGCCGUCCAAGAACUGCUACACCACCAAAAGUUGAAGCUAGCAAUGGAAAAGGGACACAUACAUCAAUGCUACCUCCAUCUGCCACCCUUGCUCAGCAACCUCAGUCACAAUCCAGUCGUUCAUCUCAGCAAUUGAAAAAGCCUUCUUCACCACAUCAUCACCACCACCACCAUCAUAGAGCAAGAUCUCCUCAUCAACCUUCACAGACUAGUACUUCUAUGAAAGCACCAUCAUCUACUGUAGGAAAUCCUCCUUCUAAAUCAUUUUAUUCCACUUCCAAAACUUCAUCAUUACAAGAAACCCCUGCACGCAACGGUACAACGCAGCAUGAAGAAGUAACUACAUCUGGUUCUAGCAGUAGUAGUGCCAAUAACAAUAGCAACAGCGGGAGUAAUAAUUCAAGUAGUAGGCGAAGUACGUUACGACAACCAUCCACACCACCCCGGACAGAAGCUGAACCAUCCUCACAAACAUCGCCAACAACAGUGAAAUCAAGUGAUCGGAAAUCUAGUUCAAAUAGUACAAGGGAAUCACCUUAUGGGCAGCGAUCGAAAAGGCAGCGAACUCCUCCCAGUGCUUCGAAGAAAUCAGAAUCCUCUUCCGCCCAGCCAGUGGCACCUCAGGUACCACUUGGUGAUCUCGGUACACCUCCACCACCCCCUCCACCACCUCCUGUUGCUCUGUUGUCACCAUUUGGAUCUCCUCCUGUGGCCCCUUCAGUUACAUCAUCUGGUGCUCCUGCAACUCCUGGUAAGAGCGUUACUACAUCAGGAAGAUCAUCUCGUUUGCGUACUAGUAGCUCCAGUAGUGAACCAGAACUUGUUCCACUUGUCACUAAGCUGGAUCAGAUUGCUGGCUUCCAGAACAUUGGUAACAGUAUGAGUAUACGAUUGCCGGAUGUUUCUGGGCGUUUACCUGAUACAAGAGUGCCAGAGCUAAUUACUCCAUUUCGUGAUUCAACUGCUGCAACUGUUCCUUCAAGUGCAACGACAACAGCACCACCUGCACAAGGAGCAACAACAAUAUCGACAGCAGCAACGGGGACAACAACACCUGCAGCUAGUUCUGUUUCUACUACUGCUAUUAUUUCUACAACUACAGUUACUACUUCUUCUGCUUCUAAUAGUUCUCAUUUACCAUCUUCCCAAACUUCUGAAGCAUCUUCAGAAACAAACAAAUCAUCUCAACCUCCAACUCAAUCAUUACCUCCACCCUCGGUUCAGCCACCCCUGCCAGCAACUUCAGCACCGUCUAGCCAACAGUUGUCAACUCAGCAACCUCCUACGGACUUAGGUGCUGUAGCUUUUCCCUCUCCAGCAACACAUGCUGCAGUUGACCCUGAUGAAGAUGGGCUUUUUGGAUCUUCAUCGACUGUUCUUGAUGUUGUGAUGUCUGAGCAGUUACCGUCAUUAGACAGGAUGCUGGAACCUGGAGCCCUUCCUGCUCCUGAUGUAGCUGCGGUUCGUAAAACAGGUGAGCAUCAUCACAAAAGUGACAAGAAGAAGAAAAAAGAGAAACAUAGGCGCAAAGAAAAAGACAAAGAUAAGGAACGAGACAAGGAUAAGGAAAAGUCGCCCCAUAAAGUUCAUAAAAUGAAACACAAAAAGGAAAAACAUAAAGAGAAGUUAGAUAUGCCCAGUGCAUCAGGUGGAGUGACUACAUCAAGUAAUUCAACUGUGCCACCACCAUCUGCCCCCAUUAAAAUUACCAUCCCCAAAGAUAAAUUAAACUUAUCAUUGGAACCCCCUCAUUCUGUGUCGGGAUCUUCUGAAACAUCAACGCCUUCCACAGGACUUAAACUUAAAAUACAGAAAGACAGACUGAAAGUAUCAGAAACACCAGCACCUAUAGCAACUGCAACUGCAACUGCAACUGCAACUUCCUCAACUCCUGGUGGUAGCCUGAAAAUUAAAAUUAGUAAAGAUAAAAUUGCAGUUGCGACUCCUAGUAGUAGUGGUUCAAGUGCAUCAAAAGACUCGAGGAAACGAGACCGUACAAGUCCACGUGGAGGAGAACAACCUCCAAGUAAACAAUCUCGCUUAGAGGGGUCUUCCUCAUCUCGGCGAUCUGGUAGUAGUGCAUCUUACAAUAAACAGAAUGGUGUUCCUGCAAAUUCUGCAUCUUCAACAUCUGCUCAACCUCAACAGUCAUCUCGGGGAAGCAGUUACUCAGUUAAUAAGUUUUGA